Molecule: messenger RNA, 4755 nt
Organism: Physcomitrium patens
Lineage: Eukaryota; Viridiplantae; Streptophyta; Bryopsida; Funariales; Funariaceae
Biological process (GO): signal transduction
Source: RefSeq, a predicted model, not a curated record
GUUCAGUUGCCACUCCGUGCCCACUUUCUCAUCAAUCAGCCACUCACUCCAUCGCUCCCCAGAUACCCUCUCCUUCACUGCGACUUGGCGCUGGCUGCUGUUGCUGUUGCUGUUGCUGUCGUCGUUGAUGUUGCAACCCAAAAUUAAGUCGAUCUCGCCCCGCCAAUUCUCGCUGUGAAGGGUCUUUUGAGAGCCUGUGCACUGCCAGGGGUUUCAUCGCCGCAGGAGAUAGGGAAUUGGGAUGACGGUGUGUGGAGACUGCGAGAGUUAGUGCGAGAGGAUCGGUUGUGCGAAGGAUUCGAGCAUGUAGUGAGAUUUUGCUGGGAACGGUCCGUAGGGUGGUGGUGGGUUGGCAACACUUGAGUUGAGGGCGAAGAGACGUUAUUCAGGGCCCCGGUGGCUGUUCCACUACGCAACCGGUCUUUGUUUCUCUUGCUGCAGAAUCGCUCCUUGCUUGGUUGCAGCAGGAAGUUGUGUGUGGGGGAGUGAAUUCGAGUGCAGUGGGAAUUCGGUUGCAGCUUUUGACUGGCCAAAACGGUGUACAGACAGUUGUCGUAAAGUGGAUGAAUCAUGGCAAAGAUUGCUCACAGAGACCACCUGAGCGGAAUGGAGGGGAUGAUCCUAAACCCAGGAAUAGGCAUUGCCUUCGAUAUUGAAAUUUCAGAAUGUGUCAGUUCCAAUUCCCCUGUACCCAAAUGGCUCAGACAACGUCUUGAGGAGAACUUUGAAUGCAAGGCCAAAAGUCUUGAGGAUAUUGAGGCGAGGCUCAAGGAAGCAGACUUGAGACGUCAGCAAUUCCACGAAUGGUUGGCAAACAAGGCACGUCCAAAGUGGAAAGUGAGUCCUCCGAACUCGCCAAAAUCUGGAGAUCUGGCGCAGCGCCUUGAAGCUAAACUUUCUGCUGCAGAACAGAAGAGGGCGGAGAUCCAAGCACAGGAGCAGAUGAGACUGGCUAGGGUUCAUGAACUACGUUUGGCAGCUAAAACUGAAACCCAGCUUCGUAUGGAACGAGAACGAGAGGAGCUGGGUUUCAAGGUCGAAUUACGCGUCCAUCAGGCGGAAGUCAAUAGACUAGCUCUCUUGCAGGUUGAGAGACAACGUAUCGCUGCAGCGCACGAACGAUUGGCUCAUUCAGCAGUUGUGAGGAUAAACCAGGAGGGAAAAGACCGGGAACGUAUUGAAGCUCUCAGGUUGAAUAUCUGCCAGAAAAUUGCGGCUGCUGAAGAAAAACGCGCUUGUCUCUUAGAAGCUGAGAAGAGUCGGGCUCAGGCUACUGUUCUUCAAGCUCGACGAGUAGCACAGGAGGUUGUUCGCGAGCGUGAGUUGGAGCUAAGGAAGAAAAGGGAGAAACUUGAGGCACGACUUCAACGAGCAAGGGGACAACGCGCUGAGUUUCUGCGGCAGAGAGGAGGCUGCAAAGGAUCAUCGCACAACCAUGGACAGAAAAUCAAGCACGGCGAUCGACUUUGUCGCAAACUUACUCGAUGCUGGAGGCAGUUUUGCCAAUCUAGAAGCACGACUUAUGCACUAGCAAAAGAUUAUUCAGCGUGUGGGCUAAACGGGAAGUCAGUGAGGGCAAUAUCUUUUGAGCAAUUGGCAUCUCGCAUUACUUCCCCUGUUACACUUCGAACUGUGAAGGCACUUUUGGCUCGAAUUGAGAGCCGGUUGAAGCUUUCCUUGGAAGGUCAGUCAAGCAAAAUGACAUGUAUUGAUCACCUUCUGAAACGGCUGUUACCUCCAGCUCGGAAACCUCGUACUACGGUCGGUAGUGCGCUCGGCAAGAAAAAUCCGAGUGCUUCAAGUUUAAAAACAACAGAUACCAAAGGUGUUCAAGCACAAUGUACUGUUGCAGCUUCUAAAGUCAAAGAAGCUCCAAAACCUGCAUCUAAAGAGCUGGAGCGGUAUCCAGUCCGUGUGUUCCUUUGUGCUUACAUGAUUCUGGGUCAGCCUGGAGCUGUGUUUAGUAGCCAAGGACAGCGGGAAUCGGCUCUCGCAGAGGCAGCAGCCAAGCUCUUGCCUGAAUUUGAAGCUUUAAUUGGAAUCAUUCUUGAUGGACCUACAAGUAGUUCGCCCGGUUCAUCUUCUCCGAACUAUCCUCCCGAGAAAAGGUCAAAGUAUGACUGGCCGGCGGAUAUGUCCCCUACUACUGUAUUGCCUUCACCACGACCGUUUGCUGCCCAGCUUGCUGCGUUCGACGCAGCUUGGUGUGCUUAUUUGUAUCAGUUUGUUGCCUGGAAAGUAAAGGAUGCCAAGGCUCUGGAGGAAGACAUGACUCGGAUGGCUUGCCAGCUAGAAGUUUCUAUGCUUCAUAAGUGUAAAAUUCCACAAGGAGGGAGUGCCUCCGAUCUAAGUCACGAUGCACAGGCAAUCCGCACCCAGGUGCUUGAGGACCAAAAGCUAUUACGGGAUCGGAUCUCCCACCUUACAGGUAGUGCUGGCUUGGUUCGCAUGGAAGAAGCUCUUCUAGAUGUGCGGACUAGGUAUGCAGAGGCUCCUGAAAGUGGUUCUCCUCCUCCUUCUCCUUUCAGCACUCCCAUCAGAUCUAAAUCGUCACCGACAUCACCUGGUUCAGUUGUAUCCUCGGCUUCUUCACCCGAGGACAGCAGUGUAGGAGCCAACGCAGGUAAACCGAGGGUUGUGAGAUCACUAUUUAGGUUUCCACCUCCUGUGUCAGCUGAACCAGCUUCACCAACUGCUUCUGAGAACCUGGCAAAACUAGACGCUCAAAACUCCCAGAGCUCCGUGCCAAAUCAUGUUGGAGCCGAGCUUACAAACGAGCAAAUUGUCAACGAGAUGCUCCAUGAUUCGAAAUGGCACCUGCAGGAAAGUCCUCAUUUAGUCUCUUCUGUUAACCCAUCCGCAAAAAAGAUCAAUGAUCUUCAAGAUCAGGUGCGGUCUAUAAUGGAGAAUGCGUUUUGGGAUAAUAUUGCUAGUGGGUUGGCUCAAGAGCCUACAGAUUACAAGCGUGUUGUUGAUUUAGUUGGAGAGGUGCGGCAGGAACUUGUAGCUCUUGUUCCUGAGAGUUGGAAAGAUGAGCUUCGGGAAUCUAUGGAUUUGGAACUGAUAACUCAGAUUUUGGAGUCUGGAAGUAAUGAUGUAGACUAUUUGCGCCGAUUAUUAGACUACGCAUCUGGGUUAAUUCUGAAACUAGGUUCUCCAGCUCGCGACAGCCCUGCAAAAGCUGCGCAUGGGUCCUUGGUCAAGGAGUUAUCGGCAACAGUACCUUCGGGCAGCAAGCCUGCACAAAUUGCAUUUUUUACAACUCUUGUGAAAGGUCUUCGGUUUAUUUUUGAGCAACUGCAGGUGCUCAAGCAAGACAUUAGUGCUUCUCGGUUACAAGCAAUCGCUCCCCUCAUUGGUGGGACAGUUGGUAUCGAUUAUAUGCGUAGUACCUUUUCAACCCGACACCAGCUUACCACAGCAUCCUCCUUUGCUGAAGUCGCACAUCAUCUCCCAAAGACAGUCUCUUGGUUUACUGAAGCACUUAAAAGUUUGGAGCAGGAGAAAAUGGAAUUGGAAAUGUCGUUAGCUCCAGCAGAGUCAGCACUGCAAAUGCUUCCAUUGAAGCCAGCUGGUGCAGGAAUUCCACCGCCAUCAUCAAUGCGUACCGGAGGACGUCUCAGUGUAUCGAAAGGAGCAACUGCCGCUGCACCCUUGGCUGAGUCUGCAAUCUCUUCUUCAGGUCAGAGAAGUUUUCCUGAGGUGCAAUGGAAUUGCAAUGACACUUUGGUACGCUUGGGCCUCCUUCGAAUUCUUCGCAGCAAUGAGGCAGCGAAUGUGGAGUCCAUAGCGGAGACUCUUGCUCUUAAUACCUCAAGGCUUCUUGAUUAUCAAAAUUCGUUUCAGCAAAUUCUUGUUAUAGCAACUGGGCUGCUGAUAGCUCGGCAAGGGUUGGUGAGUCAAGGCAUUGCGGGCCUUCAGUUGGAAGACAUUAUUGAGAAAGGAAAACAAAAGCUUGAAAACCUUCUCAAUAGCCCAACAGCCUCAAUGACUCAAAUUGGGUCUAUCCUUGCGGAGAUUGCCAAUAGGAAAGAUAAAGAUGGAACGGUUGAUCCUCCUGUAACACGCAUGAGCUCGGAGCUCAUGACGAGGGUUCUGAAUAAGAGUUUGUCACCUGAAGAUACAGUCUUUGCACGCGUGUCUGCUGCUGUUGGCACCAGCUUACGAGCACUGCUAAUCCUUGGCAAAGGCCCACAGGGCAUGGUCGUUGCACAGGCAGCCUUGAAGAGGAUUGGCGGGCUGUAUUUGACGGACAAGGUAGUGGCCACCGCUGAAGCUGCCGAGGUGGUCGCAGAGGUGACGUGUAGAGUCCAUGAGCCGUGGUACUCUUGCAUUCUGGAAGGAGUUCGUAGCCAACAUUAGUGCUUUACCGACUUUGUCCUUUAGUGUUCGACGUCACGCACGCCAUGGAAGGGGUCGAUGUCUCAUUGCAUAGUGCAUCCAUGCUAACUCUUGUGACACUGCUUCAUUUGAUAACAGCAGUGUUACAUGACAAGAAGGUUGUGAAUCGGUGAGGAACGGUGAAAUGGUAUACGAUCAGAGAUUACCGUGUAUAGUACAGCUGCCAUGUAUAUAGAAAAUGCCUUGUGUUUAUGUUUCAUGUAUAGAGGAAGAGAUAAUGCUUCCAUUGGUUGUUCAUAAUCAUUGCUCGGUUCUAAAGCCGCGGCGUUUGUAUCAUUCGAAUGGUUACCAUCUCCUUACGGCGUGUCGGAUUCUAUUCGUAAAUACAAUAAAGAUUCUUCCUGCUUCAUUUUC